This is a messenger RNA of Medicago truncatula (barrel medic), 555 nucleotides long. RefSeq names its product GATA transcription factor 3. Gene Ontology annotation, molecular function: zinc ion binding; sequence-specific DNA binding. Gene Ontology annotation, cellular component: nucleus. Gene Ontology annotation, biological process: cell differentiation; regulation of DNA-templated transcription. Lineage: Eukaryota; Viridiplantae; Streptophyta; Magnoliopsida; Fabales; Fabaceae. The record is from RefSeq and is a predicted model, not a curated record. The coding region runs from base 1 to 555 and encodes 184 amino acids. The transcript is spliced from 2 exons.
AUGGCUAAUCUGAGAGAAGAACAAGAUUUGAGUAAAGAUGAAGUGGGUCAGUACUGGCAAUCCUCAUCUUUGGGGAAACUUGAUUAUAUCCCACAGGAGGCACUAGAAAAUUUGGAAUGGUACACUACUUUUUGGGAUGACAUGGAGAAAUUAGACAAGGUCAUCAAAUUGGAUGAAUUAAAGGGUGAGAGAAAAACACAAGAAAAUCCAUCUUUCAAUGUGUCAAGUGUUCAGAUUAAUCAUCAGAGAAUUUGCAGCGAUUCUGAGACGAAAGAAACUACUCAAAAGCCUCUGCGAAGGACUAAAGUGAAGUCAUGUUCUAUUAAGAAGAGUAGAGCCAAGAAAUUCAUAGGAGAGAGAAGUUGCAGCCAUUGUGAGACGAAAGAGACUACUCAAUGGAGGGAAGGUCCUUUGGGGAAAAAUAGUUUGUGCAAUGCAUGUGGAUUACGAUACAAGUUAAAUGGAUUGGUUAAAGGGUAUAGACCUAAGGCAAGUCCAGCUUUUGAUAUCAGAAAUCAUUCAAAUUUACACAAGAAGGUGAUGGGAAAGGAAUGA